This is a messenger RNA of Pseudoliparis swirei, 5004 nucleotides long. It is a transcript of the gene radil2a, whose product is annotated as Ras association and DIL domains 2a. The transcript has 16 exons. Gene Ontology annotation, cellular component: microtubule. Gene Ontology annotation, molecular function: GTPase binding. Gene Ontology annotation, biological process: substrate adhesion-dependent cell spreading; neural crest cell migration; signal transduction. The record is from RefSeq and is a predicted model, not a curated record. Bases 357 to 3800 code for a protein of 1147 amino acids. NCBI's taxonomy places the organism in Eukaryota, Metazoa, Chordata, Actinopteri, Perciformes, Liparidae.
GGAGGACACUCAGCGGGUCUCACGGGGGACGACGAUGUACCGGGACUCUUCCGCGGCUCGCUUCCAGCCCGCAGCGGGCGGACACUGAGUGGACACGCCGCUGCUGCUUCCGCCGCUGCACACCGUUUUGGUUUUCAACCCUUUAAUUUAGAUUUUCGAUGUAUUUUUGGGGGGGAAUAUUACGUGAACGCGCUUUUUUAAUUUUUUUUAAUAACUUUAUAACUUUUAUUUUCAUGGAUAUAGUUCAUACUUGUUGGAGUAUUUUUACACACUUUUUUUUAUUUUUUAUAAAGAAUAUGUAAUAAAGCGUAGAAUGCUUUAUUGUGGUAGUUUUGUGGCGUGAAUACAGAACAACAAUGAUUUCGGAGGAGAAAAGCGGCCACGUAAAUAAACAAGCCCUGAACUUCCCGGUGGGUUUAAUCAUCCGCUCCCCCAAGAAGGGACUGGCCAAGCUGGGGAGGAAACCCAGCAAUGGAUCCGUCCAGUCCAGUAACUCGGACCUCACCGUCCGCUCCACGGACAGCGCAGGCAUCCGGCAGCCGGCCAAGAACAAGAUCCGCCGGCACAACCGGCUUUCGGCCGUUUUCAACCUCAGCCCCGGCAGCGGGCGCCGCAGCCAGACGCUGGGGGGCGCGGACCUCCAGGCCGCGGACGACCCGGCGGAGCUGUCCAGCCAGAAGUCGGUGCCGGGCAUCCUGAAGAUCUUCGGAAACGACAUCUGUCGGGGGGCCAACUAUAAGAGCGUGCUGGCCACCACGCAGUCCAGUGCGAAGGAGCUGGUGAAGGAGGCCUUGGAGAGGUACUGCCUGGAAAAAGAAGACGCCAACGACUACGUGCUCUGCGACGUGAUCGGCCAGAAGGCCGAGGACAACCAGUGGAGCCGCGAGUGCUUCCGGGUGGUGGGAGACAACGAGAAGCCCCUGGUGCUGCAGUCGCUGUGGAAACCCAAGGAAGGCUUCUCCAGGCGCUUCGAAAUCCAGCUGAGGGCGAGCGUGGAGGAGCAGGGCUUAAAGGACCUGGACACCGUCACGGCAGGCAUCAACGCUCAGGCCCGUAAGCUGCAGAAGAGCCGCGCCAGGGUGACCUCGCUGUUGGUGGACGGCAGCGGCGAGGACGCCGACGGCCUCGGCAUCUGGAGGAGUCUCAGCGAGAUGGACCUGCCCGCCGCGGGGGAGGAGGCCGGCCGGGCCCGGCAGAGCGCCGCCGAGCUCAGGGAGGAUACGGAGGCCGAGGCCGACAAGGAGGUGCUGCGGCUCGGCAUGGAGAAGGAGGAGACGGAGAGCAGCGACGACAACUCCACCCAGUACUCCAUCCACGCGCCGUUCGACUUCCCGUACUUCCUGCUGCUGCAGGGCUACAGCCACAGACAGGAUUUUGUCAUCUACCUGAUGAGUGGGAUCACCACCAUCUUCGGCUGCUGCAGGGAGCACAGCAACGGGGAAGACGAGGAGAGGUUAAAGGUCGACAUCCUUCUCUUUGCCCCCGACGUGUCGCUUCAGCACUGCCGGGUCAAACGCGUGGACUCGAACCCCCCGCCCUCCACGGGGGAGCUCAGGAAGGCCGUGACCAUGCUGAAGCCGCUCCACGGCGCCGCGGUGACCAGGAACGGCGUCCUCCUCAAAGAGGAGGUGGAACUGCACUCGGGGGACUUGGUCGGCUUGGGGAAACACUACCUGCUCAUGUUUAAGGACCCCACCGGCGGCGCAUCCGGGUCCCCGCACACCCCUCCCCCGUGGAUGAGCGCGCUUUUCCCGAACUCGGACGCGAAGGCGCCGUCCUCGUGUUCGUCGUGCGGCUCCUCCAUCGCCGCCAAGAAAAGGCUCCGCAGGAGGCCGCCUUCGCCGCCUCAUUGGAGGGACCCGGAAGGCACGGAGGCCAUGGUGAUCUACGAGCCGGAGCAGGAGGAGCGGGUCCUGCAGAAGGUUUUGGGUAUGCUGGACCCCUGUGGGGAUGAACCCAAGCUGACGCCCGCCUUCCUGCUGAGCCUCUGCCUCCGGCGCUCGGCCUCCGCGUUCGAGCUGAUGCAGUUCAGGCAGCUGCUGCUCCGGACUGCCGCGCAGAUCCAGAUCGUCAUGUGGGCGAAGACAAAGGAACUCGCAGCGAUCCAUCCAGAAACUGAAGAGCCGUCCGAGUGUCCUCAGCAGCUCAGCAUGGACGAGCUGAUCCCAGGUCUGCAGCCUCUGGUCCUGUGGAUGGCCAACUCCAUUGAACUGCUGCACUUCAUUCAGCACGAGGUCCCUCUGCUGCUGCCCUGGAGGCACGACCGGGAGGACACAGGCCUGUCGGACUCUGAGAUGUCCUCCACUCGUUCGGCCUGUGAGGAAGCCAUGACCGUCCUGGAAGAAGUCAUCAUGUUCACCUUCCAGCAGUCCGUCUACUACCUAACGAAGAGCAUGUAUUCGGCUCUGCCCGGCCUGCUGGACGGGAACCCGUUCUCGGAGAGCGGUCAGCUGCGAGCGCCCGACGGACUCAGCGGCGUCCUGGAGGUCCUGAAGGAGGCGCUGACGCUCCUCACGACCUUCCAGGUCCACCCGGACAUCUCGUUGCAGCUGUGCGCCUACCUGCUCUUCUUCAUCAACGCGUCGCUCUUCAACGCCCUCAUGGAGAAAGGGUCCAUCGCUGGGUUCUACCAGUGGUCCCGAGGGGUUCAGAUCCGGGCCAACCUGGACCUGCUGAUGGACUGGAUCCAGAGCAUCGGUCUGGGCGACCUGGCCAACGAAUACCUCCGGAAGCUCUCGGCGGCCGUCAACCUGCUGGCCAUGCCCAGGGAAUCGCUCCUGCAGGCGUCGUGGUCUUCUCUCCGGACCGACUACGCGGCCCUGAACGCCUCUCAGCUCCACCACAUGCUGAGGGAGUACAGCUCCGGGAAGCCGUGUCCCGCCGGGUGGACCCCGACCCCGCCGGACGGCGAGGACGCGCUCAGGACGGCCGACAUCCUGGAGAGCUUCGACAGCCACCCGCCGCUCGUGCUGCCCGACGCCGGCUUCCACCUGGAGCUGGCGAAGCCCGUGGAGGAGCCCGGUCUGUUCCGCCAGCUCGCCCGCCUGCAGGAGUUCAUACGGAGAAUGCCCGACGGCGAGGAGGAGGAGGAAGAGGAGGAGGAACGGACCCUCCAGGCUCCGGGCCCCGACCCGAUUACCUGCCCCGACCCGGUUACCCGCCCCUCCCCCGACCCGGUUACCCGCCCCUCCCCCGGCCCCAACCCGGUUACCCGCCCCUCCCCCGACCCCGCCGAGCCCACCCGGGCCAGAGGGUCCCACGGCGACCUGAGCGGCCGCGAGGCGGUGCUGACCCAGAAGCUGAGGAGCCUGGAGCUGCAGAACGCCCUGCCGGGUCACGCCGACACGGGCUACCACAAGAGCCCGGCGCUGGACCCGUCCUGCCUGCUCACGCCCCCCAACACACCGCAGGGCAUGGAGCUGGAGCUGGAGGCCGACCCGCGGGAGAGAGCCGGUGGACGUGCCGACGGGAGGCCGGAGACUAUAGAAGAAGACCGAGAGGAAGUGUUCACGGUGGAGCUUCACAAGGAACGCCGCGGGCUUGGCCUGGCGCUCGUGGACGGGACGAAAACCCAGCUGAGGAUGAGCGGCAUUUACGUGAAGUCGGUGGUUCCCGACUCUCCCGCCGCUCGGUGCCUGAAGCUGAGGAAGGGCGAUCGCAUCCUGGCGGUGAACGGCGUCAGCGUGGUCGGAACGGACUACAGCGUCGGCAGGGAACUGAUCCGAUCGGCAGGAGACACCCUCAGACUGCUGGUGGCCAAGAUCGACUCGACGGACUCGCCUAGGACUAUGUUUUUUUAACGUGAAAUAGAGCUGCGUUUGAGACAAUCAACCCGAAGCGGCUCAUUGUUUUUUUGCUGACGGCGCGAAUUUCUGGACAAUAAACAAACUCAUAAACCGAGAGGUGGUUUGGCAGCGAGGAGGAGAGGAGCUGCCUGGGAGGGCAAUUUGUAGUUAUAAAUAUCUAUUUGAAUGUCUGAGUUUGCGGUUUUCGGUCUGACGACCCUCAUCAAGCUGAGAUUCACGUCUGGCUACGACUGGAAUCGUUUGUUUUUACACUACGGACAUGUUUAUUGAAGUCAUUUGAGUAAAAGAUCUGUCACUGGGCAGCGUAUUUUCGGAAAAAUAUAUUUGUUAAUAUUCUGUCUUUUCUAGAAAAAUGGGGAUCAAGCAGAAUUAUCUCAAUUUACUGGGAUUCUUUGGUUGUUGUUCUAUGGAGAAAAAAAGAGACAAUAUAAAAAAAAAAUCCUUUGCAUUUUAGCAGUUGGUCGUUUUUUCAACAUUCGGAAUAAAAUCUACACUUUUAUAUCACAGGAAAGAAUGCUCUUCAAAAGUAUUGAUCCGUUGACAGCAGGUCGUGUGACAGUUAAUUUUAACUGAAAUGAUUUGGUAUUUUUUAUGCAUUUAAACAAACUUGAGGAUGAUUCAUUGCAGCUGUAAUUAUUAUAUUACUUAUCAUAACAGUAGAUCAGUCAUAGUGAUGAACCUACAGAGAAUUACCUCUUCAACUUUAUUUAUUUUUAUACAACAGAAAAAGAAACUAUGAAAUAGUAAAACACUAGGGCAAAAAAUGUAAGUUCAAAUCAAAUGAAAUCCUUACAUUUUCUUUUGAAAAGCGUUGGUAUUCAUCCGAGUCUGCGGCUUUAAGGAGUUUUAUUGUGAGUUUCAGAUCCUUGUUUUUAUUUCCAUCCCGCAACUUUACUGUUCUGGUUCCCUCUCAGUUCUCUCAUCGCGUUGUUUCCAGAGAAAAAGCUGUAAAACAAGCAGUUAGAGACGAGCUGGUGGAGCCUUCAGCAGCGAAAGGUGGAGGAGACCAAAAACGGAGCGAAAAGUGAGAAUACUGCACUUCAAAUUCAUCAGGUGACACAAAGGCAAGAUAAUAAUUUGGCUCUUAUGAGUUGAUACGCAACUCUUUCCUGAGUUAAGAAAAAGUUGUUUUUACGUUUUGGGAGAUAAAUACUAUUCUACAUUUUAAGAAUGCACAGAAAUAAAUUUAAAAAAUGUG